Cornus florida is the source of this 961-nucleotide messenger RNA. RefSeq names its product transcription termination factor MTEF1, chloroplastic. Gene Ontology annotation, biological process: regulation of DNA-templated transcription. The record is from RefSeq and is a predicted model, not a curated record. NCBI's taxonomy places the organism in Eukaryota, Viridiplantae, Streptophyta, Magnoliopsida, Cornales, Cornaceae. The transcript has a single exon. The coding region runs from base 92 to 949 and encodes 285 amino acids. Gene Ontology annotation, molecular function: double-stranded DNA binding.
UCUGCAUUAUCUUCCUUCUCAUCUUCUUCGUUGCAGACCACAAAACUUUCCCACUUUUUCCGUUAGUUAUUUUUCCCGCUAAAACAAAACAAUGCUUCUCCACUCCUCUCUCUCGACCCCAACUGUUGCUUCCUCUCCCUCCCCUUUCAAAAACCCUCAACAUUCCAUCCCUCUCUCUUCCUCUUCUCCACACCCUCCUCUCUUCCUCCUCAAGUUCCGUACAUCUCACCGCCACAAUCUCCGGUACCUGACAACCCUCGGCAUCAUCAACCCGGAAACCAAAUCUCACAAAAACUCAUCUCCUGAAACCCUCCAUCAAAUCCUUUCCACCGUAAACUUCUUCAAAUCCAAGGGCUUUAGGGAUGCCGACUUCCCCAGACUCGCCUUCCUUUGCCCGGAACUCUUCUCGCCGGUGUUUGACCCCACCGACGUUGAACCCGUUUUGGACUUCUUAUCCAUUGACUUAGCUGCCUCCGAUCAAGAAUCUUGCGGUCUGAUUCUCCGGUGUCCCCGGAUUCUCCUUUCCAACGUCGAGUUUUGUCUCCGGCCAACGCUUGUCUACCUCAGAGAGUUGGGACUGGAAAAGCUGAACACACCCACUAACCUAAAUGCUCAUCUCUUGAACACUCGCGUUCACAAACUUGAAGAGAAGGUGAGGUUUUUGCAGGGCGUUGGGCUGUCGUACGAGGACUCAGCUAGGGUUUGUGCGCGUUUGCCGGCGAUAUUCGGAUACAGUUUGGAGAAUAAUUUGAGGCAGAAGAUUGUGUAUUUGGUGAGGGAAAUGAAGAGGAGUGUUGAGGAGGUGAAGGAGUUUCCGCAGUACUUUGCUUACAGCCUGGAGAGGCGGAUAGCGCCAAGGCAUUUGCAUUUAAAGCAGAGGAAUGUUGAGGUUCCGUUGAAGAGAAUGUUGUUGUGGAGUGAUCAAAAAUUUUAUGCUAAAUGGAAGUGACUUUUUUUAUUA